AUGCAUCGCGCGGCAGCCGUCGAGCCUUCCGCGUCGGUUGCUGCCUCGUCUUUUCAUUCCGUCCACGCUUUGCCCAGCGCAGGAUGCGCAGCUGCACUGGACCAGCGGACUGCGAGUUCCCUCGAAGCUGAAGUCGUUGCCGAGGCGCUCCAUCGAGCUCUUCCCGCCAAGAGUGAGCAAGGGCCUGACGGGUGUCGGGGGUCUCAGCCGCGGCCAACUGAGCGCCGCGGUCCGCCGCCAGAAAAAAGGAGCGCGCGCUCGUCGCGGGGCGGAUCGCCUGUUUCUGCGCAGUGUGAGGCGGUAUCGCGCUCCUCCUCCGCAGUCGAAGCUAUUCCAGGCGAACUUUCGCCGGGCGGAGGGACGUGCGGGCGCGUCGUCGGGGAGACCGAGCGUCGCGUUUGGGCGACGAACGCUCCUUCUCCACUUUCUUUUCCGCGCGAGGCGGGGCGCGGCGCGGACGGAGAUGAAGAAGCGGCGUCUGGCGUCUUGCCGCCUCUUGCGCGUCGCUGGGGGGCCUCGGGGCGCUUCAGCCGGAAAGAGCGGACGACGGCCGCCACGCCGCUGCACGGCCUCCUCUUUGGACAGUUCCUCUCCUCCUUCAGCUUCUUCACAGUCGGAGCCUUCAGCCGAAUGGUGCGCCGCUGUCUCCUUUCAGCCCUGCGGCUCUUCCUCGCGCAGCUUCUCCACCUGCAGCGCCGCCGGUACCUGCAGGUCUGCUGCGACCCGACGCAGCGCUUCACGCACCUUCUCUCUGGAGGCAGGCUGAAGGCCGAGAGGCACCGCGUGACGACCGCAGAUGGAUACGAGAUCUUCUUCUACCGCCUUGCCAGAGUCCAUCGGCACUGCUGCGGCGGCGAGGCGCCGCGCGUUCGCGCCGACCUCCCCUCGGGCCGCCACGCGGGCGACGAGACAGACGCGUGCGCAGAAGACACCUCCGACGCGGGCGGCGGCUGUGUGUGCCGCUGCGCAGCUGCCUGUGUCUUGCCGAGAGGCGAGAAAAGCUCCGGUGUGUCCUCUGAAACAGACGAGAGCGAGCGGAACUCGGGUCCUUCCUCCAGCCAAGCCGUUCGCCGCCCAGAUUUGCCUGCAACGGGUUUGCGGCCGCCGCGGACCCUCAGUCGGUGCGCUGCCGCCCAUCCUGGCGCGCUGCACGCUGGCGACGUGCCCCUCGUGUCGCCGACGGACUCGCCGCUCCCGGGGCUGAGCGACGACGAGGCCGGGGGGGUCGGAGCUGGUCGCGCGCCGCAUCUUCGUCGGCUCUCGCCUUCCAGUUCGGGCGGACUGUGCGCGCCUGAUCCGCCUUUCAGCGGGGGCUGCCUGCUGGGCGCGCGACUGGGCAGCGCGUCUGGCGGCCCCGGCGAGGCUCUCGGGGAAGGCCCAAACGCGACUGGGUCGUCGUUGUGUGCGGCGGCGGAUGGUCACCCCCCCUGCCACGGUUCUUCCAGUGCGGAGGCAACUUGCUCGACGCAAGACGGGCUUUCCAGCGCGCCGCCCGCGGGCGCGCGGCUGUCCUCGAGGGACGGGCCCUGCUUGGGCAGCGAGGCGGCCGGCGUCCAAGGAGGCCUCGUUCGGGGAGAGGGCGGCGGCGAGCCCGAAGGGGGGAAACCCAUCGUCUUUUUGCAGCACGGGCUUCUGGAGUCGUCUCUGAACUGGAUCAGCGGCGGCGCGGACUCGCUCGCCUUCAUGCUCGUCGACCGCGGCUGCGACGUCUGGAUCGGAAACAACCGAGGGAAUGAAUACGUCCGGCUGCUCCCGGAGAAGCGCGGGGCGAAGGAACCAGCCGCCAGAGCUGACUCUGGGGCCCGCGCGCGGCCCCCGGAAGCGCGGGCGGCCGCCUCGGCGAGCGGCAGCGACGAGAGAGCGAGCGAGGACGACGAGGAGAAGUGCCGCGGGAGGCUGAGGAGGGAAGAAACCGACGAGAGUUGGUGUUCGCUCUCCGACCAAGACAGCGUGUUCACCGAUGCAGAGAUGGACAUCGGCCGGGAGGAGGGCGAGGCGCGCUGGCCUUCGCGCCUUCGCGACGGCGCGUCCAGCGCAGGCUCUGCCGCGGGGCGCCCGGAUAGCUCCCGAGCCCGCUUCUGCGGGCACAGACUGGCUGCCUGGCUCCAGAGUCGCGCGUGGGAGAGGGACGCUGCACGCCUGGAGCCGAGCUUGGCGCAGCCGCGCGGCCAGUCUCACGGCGGAGCUUGCAGUCAGCUCUGCUGCUGUUGCACCGGGCUCACGCCGUAUCCGGCCCUUCGCAACUCGGCGCCGCCGCGAGAAGAGCGCCGCAUCUUGCUGAAUGCGUGUGUGGAGGCGACGGGGACCCUCAUGCGGCUGAUGCGGUGUAGCCGCCCGCGCAAACGCCGCGCCCCGAAACUCUCCUGUCCCCACCAGCACACUCAGCCCCGCCCGCUGAGCACUGCCGCGGGCGAGAGAGCGGCAGGCCGAAGCGGAGAUGCCUCGCAGAGACACAUCGAAAGGGACUUUCCCGCGUCGGCGCCAUGGACUGCGCAGAGGACCGACGGCGACCCGCGGGCGUUUUCUCACUCCAGCACGCGGGCGCCAGCCGCCUCCGCGGCCUCCGCGGCCUCCGCAGCCUCGGGCCGCAGAGGCCCCCGAGGACCGUGCCUCUGCGACGGCGAGAAACUGGGGCUGCUUGAUCAGUCUAGGCGGUCGGCGGCGGACGGAGACGCGAGCGAGCAGGCCGCGUCUCCGGGCUCCUGGCUGCUGGACGGGCGCCGACGGCGGCGGCCGUGCCGGUCGCGGAGAGACACGCUGAGCCGGCGGAGGGAAGAGGAGCGGAACAGCUCGAAGCAACAUCUGCCGCCAUUUUCGACGAUUUCCACCGCGUCGUCUCAGCGCUGGACGUUUCACGACAUGGGAAUGUACGACGUUCCCGCAAUGUUUCACCACAUUCUCACGCUGCCUGCCUCCCGCGGCGGCGCGCUCGUGCCUCCUCAGGGCAGGGAGCCCCCGCGUUUGCGGCGCAUCGUGGCCUUGGGCCAGUCCCAGGGCGCGGCUCAGCUGAUGGCGCUGACCUCGACGGUUCCAGGUGUCUGCCCCCUUCUCCAGGCGCUGAUUCUCUUUUCGCCGCCCGUCAUUCUGCAUCCGCUCUCGUCUAUGUCGCUGUCGACGCGCGCGCUGAUCUCGCUGGGCAUGCGGCACCCCGCGCCGCUGCUGUACGGAAUCAAGGCGGCGGAGACGCUCUUCCCCGCGCCUGCGCUGUCGGUCUUUGGAGACUGCGUCGCAGGCCACCGCAUGAUGGGUUUCUACACGGGCGAGAUCGCCUGGAACCAGAGGUGCAUCAACUUCAAAUUCACCCCGAGUGGGGGAACGAGCAAGCUGAACUUCGAGCACUGGCUGAACGUGAUGCACGGCGGCGCCCCCAUCGGCCAGUUCCGCGGCGCGGAGCCCGGAUGCGCCGGUGCCCCGGCGGCAGAAGCCGAGGAGGGAGGCAGGGAGGCAGGGGACGAGGAGAUGCAGGCCAUUCUGCGGCGCGAGACAGAGGCAGCUCGACAGAAGGAGAAGGCUCGCAAGGUUCUCGAAGACGUCGGCGAGGCGCACGACGCCACGCCCGGCCCUGCCGCGGCUUACCCGCUGGAGAAAAUCGCCUGCCGGACUUACGCGAUCCUGGGAGGCAAAGACAACCUCGUGAAUGCCGAAGCGUCAGCGGAGUACCUGACGGAGUGUCUGGACGCGAGCCGCCUGACUGUGCAGCUGUGGCCCGAGGCAGGCCACCUGGACUUCGGCUGGGCGCAUGCGAGGCGCGCAGACCUUUAUCCAGAACUCGUUCGCCUGAUUGUUUCCGACGUGUGA
Messenger RNA from Besnoitia besnoiti, 3798 nucleotides. RefSeq lists its product as uncharacterized. The coding region runs from base 1 to 3798 and encodes 1265 amino acids. Lineage: Eukaryota; Apicomplexa; Conoidasida; Eucoccidiorida; Sarcocystidae. The transcript has 2 exons. The record is from RefSeq and is a predicted model, not a curated record.